Molecule: messenger RNA, 1587 nt
Organism: Raphanus sativus (radish)
Lineage: Eukaryota; Viridiplantae; Streptophyta; Magnoliopsida; Brassicales; Brassicaceae
Product: glycosyltransferase BC10
Exons: 2
Coding region: 80-1111 (343 amino acids)
Cellular component (GO): membrane
Molecular function (GO): glycosyltransferase activity
Source: RefSeq, a predicted model, not a curated record
UCAUCUUCUUCUUCAUUCUUCUUCUUGCUCAGAAAAUUUCUAAUUGUGUUGUUGAGAUUGCAUUGCAUUGCAGACAGAGAUGUUGUCUUCCUCUACUCUCGUCUAUUCUCUUUCCCUCUUCCUCUCCCUCUCACUCCUCUCCUUCCUCUUCUUCCUCUCUCCCUCCCGCCACCACGUCGACAUCCUCUCCCCCGCCGACGAACUCGACGACCUAUCCCUCUUCCACCGCGCCUCCGUCUCCGCCAACAACAACAACAACCGCCGUCUCAUCUCCCUCUCUCAAACUCCUCCCAAGAUCGCAUUCCUCUUCCUCACAAACUCUGAUCUCACCUUCCUCCCUCUCUGGGAACGCUUCUUCAAAGGACACCAACACCUCUACAACGCUUACAUCCACGCGGAUCCAUCCUCCCCCAUCUCCCCCAUCUCCUCGUCAAUCAACGCCAAACUCAUCCCCGCCAAGAAAACCGCGCGCGCUUCCCCUUCCCUCAUAUCAGCCGAGCGGCGUUUGAUCGCACGCGCCAUCCUCGACGAUCCUAACAACCUCUACUUCGCUCUCGUCUCCCAGCACUGCGUCCCUCUCCACUCCUUCCCCUACAUCCACAACCACCUCUUCUCCUCCGAUCAUCCUCAACGGAGCUUCGUCGAGAUCCUCUCCGACGAGCCUUUCCUCCCGAGACGCUACGCCGCCCGUGGCGUCAACGCGAUGAUGCCGGAGAUUCCCUACCGAGACUUCCGCGUGGGGUCUCAGUUCUUCGUCAUGGCCAAGCGCCACGCGCUGGUGGUGAUCAGGGAGAGGAAGCUGUGGAGGAAGUUUAGGCUUCCCUGCGUCGUCGACGAGGGAUCUUGUUACCCCGAGGAGCAUUAUUUCCCGACGCUGCUGUCCCUCGAGGAUCCUCGAGGGUGUAGCAACUUUACGCUCACGCGUGUUGACUGGACAGGGAGUGUUGGCGGUCAUCCUCACACGUACGGGGCCGACGAGGUGUCGCCCCGGCUGAUUCGCGCGCUGAGGAGAUCUAAUUCGAGUUUGGAUUACUUCUUCGCGAGGAAGUUCUCGCCGGAGUCGUUGCAAGGGCUGAUGGAGAUUGCAGAUGAUGUGAUCUUCAGGGAUUGAAUCAGUGAAAUUAAAUUAGGUUCUUUUAUUAUUAGAAGUUUAUGGCUGGCGCUCCUCGAAGAAGAGUGGCAAAUAAAGGUCAAACUCUGGUGUGUGUGUGUAGUGUGUUUCGACUCAACCUACAUAGAUGAAAAGGGUGCCUCUAUGUCUGUGUUUUCUUUUUACGAUUUGUCCUUUUUUAGGGAAAUUAGAUGGUUGAAUUGGGUGUAGAGGGAAAAUGUAAAUAGCCCUCAAGGGGCAAAGUGAAAGCGAUGAUCAAGUUGGCCUAAUCGGCUCUCUUUUUGUUUUCACUUCCUUUCCCUUCCCUCUGGAAACAGAGAUAGAGUGUGAAUGGCAAAAGGGCCUUCCCCUCUCUUCUGUUUCAAAAAACAAGUGUGAAUGUAACAGUUCUUUGUUACUAGGUGUCUUCCUGCACCAUGUGCAGAAUUAAAAGUUUUAAAAUUUAAAUUUAUUUUAAAAUACAAAUUUUGUUAAUU